Triticum dicoccoides is the source of this 687-nucleotide messenger RNA. Its product is annotated as 60S ribosomal protein L13a-like. NCBI's taxonomy places the organism in Eukaryota, Viridiplantae, Streptophyta, Magnoliopsida, Poales, Poaceae. Bases 1 to 687 code for a protein of 228 amino acids. Gene Ontology annotation, molecular function: mRNA binding; structural constituent of ribosome. The transcript has 5 exons. Gene Ontology annotation, biological process: negative regulation of translation; translation. Gene Ontology annotation, cellular component: ribosome; cytosolic large ribosomal subunit. The record is from RefSeq and is a predicted model, not a curated record.
AUGGCUUUCCUUAAUGGAAAUUUAACCAAGGAUGUGUAUAUGACACAGCCUGAGGGUUUUGUCGAUCCAAAGAAGUCUAGCAUGCUAUGCAAGCUUCAGAGAUCCAUUUAUGGAUUAAGGCAAGCAUCUCGGAAUUGGAACAUUCGUUUCAAUGAAGGGGUCAAAGAGUUUGGCUUCAUCAAGAACUACUGUGAUCAUUGUGUAUUCAAGAAGCCAUUGGGUCGUCGCCACCACUGGGACGCCCACCACCACAUGCUCGGCCACCUGGCGUCGAUCAUCACCAAGGAGCUGCUCAAUGGGCAACGCCUGGUGGUGGUCCGCUUCGAGGAGAUUUGCAUGUCCGGCGGUCUCGUCCACCAGAAUAUGAAAUACCUCCACUUCCUCCGCAAGAGGAUGAACACCAAGCCCUCCCACGGCCCCAUCCACUUCCGCGCCCCGGCCAAGAUCCUUUGGCGCACCAUCCGUGGUAUGAUUCCGCACAAGACCGCGAGGGGAGAGGCCGUGCUCGCCAAGCUCAAGGCGUAUGAGGGCGUGCCGCUGCCGUACGACAGGACCAAGCACAUGGUCAUCCCCGACACACUCAAGGUUCUAAGGCUGCAACCUAGGCACAAGCACUGCCUCCUCGGCCAGCUCUCCAAGGAGGUCGGAUGGAACUAUGCCGACACCAUCAGGGAGCUCCAGGCCUAA